Penicillium nucicola is the source of this 6114-nucleotide messenger RNA. RefSeq names its product tetratricopeptide repeat protein. The transcript has 3 exons. Lineage: Eukaryota; Fungi; Ascomycota; Eurotiomycetes; Eurotiales; Aspergillaceae. Bases 1 to 6114 code for a protein of 2037 amino acids. Gene Ontology annotation, molecular function: protein binding. The record is from RefSeq and is a predicted model, not a curated record.
AUGGCCGCCCAGGUUGAGAGUGCUCCCAUUCCAGUUGCAGCCCCUGCCAAUGGCAAUGGCAUAGCUGCAUUGAUGAAGGCUCCAUUCAUCCCAAUCAAGAAUGGAACAGUCACUGCCACCCCCAUUACCGAACCACAAUCAAACCGUCUUGGUGUCUUGCGCGAAUUGAACUAUCGCAUGACAUCUCGAGUCUUUUCCAAGUUGGAUGUCGAAGCUCGUUCCAUAUUGGAGAGUGUAAAGUCGGCCGAUGAGGUCUUCGACAGCAUUGCCAUUGAGCGUCUACGUUACAUGCCUCGAGAUGGUAGCCAGCUGGAUCGUGUGUUCAAGUGGACCGCCUAUCUCAUUGCUCAAUUGGAUCAACUCUCCAAGGAGAUCCAGCCCUUUGCUCUGUAUUCCGAGGACUCUGUCCAGUCUAUGUGGGGUUCUUGUUUAGUCUUGCUUUCGCUUGGUCCUGAUCAAAUCGACCUUCUUUCCUAUGUUUUCGGCGCUUUCCACAACUUGGCGCAAGAUGUUUCCCGCCUGACAGCUCAAUGGCGCUCUCAGGAAUCAGUCACUGAUGCCCAGAGUGAGGUGGUUGCUGCUUAUUCCGAUCUCGUUGAGCUCAUUUGCAAUGUGAGCGUACACUAUUACCGCAAGGCACAUAAUUUCUCUCGGACUGUCGAUGUUUCGGACUUCCAUGCUCGUUUCUCGCACCACAUUCAUUCCUUCCAGUCCCACCGUGCUUCCCUCAUUGAAGUCUUGUGGACCAGCAGCUCAGCUACCUUGGAGUUUACCACAAACCCAGUAGUCAAAGUUCGGGAGAUUCGAGAGUUCCUUUCUUUCCACGACUGUGCUGUCCCUGCAAUCCUGUCUGCUCGCCAGCCUCGUGCAGCCGAGUAUACUUGCGAGUGGUUUGAGAGCCAAUUGACUCUUCAACAGGCUCGCCGUCCUGGCUUGACUGUCAUAAAUGGUGGAAUCGGUACUGGAAAAACCGUUCUUUCUCAGUGGAUUGUGGAUAAGCUGCACUCCUCUCCGGAUGGCGAUGAUACCGAUGUAGUCCUGUACAGAGUCUACGAUGACAUCAGCGAGACUGCUACUAGCAUCAAUGUCAUUAAGGGCUUGCUGCUUCAGCUUUUGGAUCGUCGGGUCGGAGACGCUGCCUUCCUUGAGGCUCUUGACCGAGCCAUCCACAUUGCACGUUCCAGUACCUCAAUCAAGGACAUCGAAGAGUCUCUUUGGAAUGCCGCUCUUGUUGCUUCAAAAGGCCUCCACGAGGUUUUGAUUAUUAUCGAUGGUCUGAGUGAGCUUUCGAGUCCUGCAGACUCUGUUCCUCGAGUAUUGAGUCACCUUUCUCGUCUCACUUCGCAUAGGCCUGGUGUUCGAGCUGUUGUGCUGUCACGGCCCCUCCGUUGCUCGCUUCCUCAAGGAACGCAUAACUUUACUAUCGAGCCAGCUCAUGUACUUGGUGAUAUCAAGACCGUCAUUUCGACUGAUCUGGAGUCUACCAGUCCUUUCAAUGUCCUCAAACGCGAUGACCGGGAAAAGCUCCUUGAGACUAUUGUCCAAAAGUCCCAUGGAUCCUUUAUUUGGGCGGCAUUGGUAGUGUCCAAUCUCACGAGGCUGCGAACACUGCCCGAUAUUUUGUCGGCUGUGCAGUCCACCCCCGCGUCUUUGAGCGAGGUACUCAACAAGCUAUUGACCACCAUCAAUAUCCAAGAUUCAGACACUCGCUCUCUGCUGGCUUGGACUCUGGCAGCUCAUCGGCCCUUCCGUGUCAGCGAGGUUCACGCCUUGUUUGAAACUGAUAUCAAGCGCAUGGAGCCUGUACACCAUAUCGGUGACACCACUAAAGAUAUCCUCAACGCUAUUGGGAACUUUGUGACUGUUUAUGACGGUUUCGUAUAUUUCCGUCAUCCCGCUUUGCGCCAAUACUUGAUCACCGUGGCUAGCGCUGUUACCGACUUUACAAACAAGGGCGGCUUUCCCUUCCACUUGAAGGAAGCUCACUACGAUCUCGUCACUCGCUGUCUGGCAUAUGUAAAGUUCCAUGUCCAAGAUGACUUGGAAGUGUCUUCUGUCACUAUCAGCACGUCAACUCAGAACCACUUCUUCGAUCGCUAUGAGCUACUGGAGUACACUGCACGUUACUGGCCUUCUCAUUUCACAUCGUCCCCCAUGGUAGAAGGCAAGGAUACCUUCAAGCUUACUGCCACUUUCAAGCAAUGCCUGCCUGACUCGAUUUUGUUGGCUCUACUUGAGACUAGCACCCAUCAGACCCAAUUAUCCUUGCAUACCGCGGAGCAAUACUUGUCUCUGUCGGUCAAGCUCCGCCGCUUGCUUUUCAAGGAUGUUUCUCAAUCCUUGCUGCAGAGCCUUGUACUCCACGGACGGUUGGCCUACACCCUUGGUCUUCAGGCCAGUGUGGACUAUCUAUACGAGGCUUGGGUUCUCAGCGAGAAACUUCUUGGCUCACAGAGUAGUGUAGUCAAGGCUACUGCUGAGCUGUUCAUGCAAUCCGUGAUCAAAAUUGAUAUCAAGGAGACCACCGUUAUCAAGAAGAAGGAGGCUAUCCUUCGCUACUUGAUUGAGCGCACCAAAGAAGAGCGAGGCGUGUCUCACGAUCUCACGGUCAAGUACACCAGGUCCCUAGUUCAGCUCUACAUUGAUGUUAAGAACAUUGAAGCAGCUACCACCAUUUGCAAGGAGCUAUAUGAGCUGAGCGUAACCCGCUAUGGUCGCUUCUCUUCCGAAACACAGGAGACCACCGAAAUCUUCUUUGAGCAGCUGCAAUUUUUCGGCAAGUCGGAAUUUGUUUCUGAAGUCAUGCAGACCCGCCAUGAGUACAACAUUCAACAUUUGGAGGUUACUGAUGAGCGUCGAAUUACAUCUACCCUUUCCAGUGUGGAAGUCUUUGAGCAGCGUGGUGAGAUCACUCGUGCUGAGUCUAGUCUCUUUGAGCUCUGGCAGAGUAUAUAUGGCGUGGAGCAAACAUCUGAAUCGGUGAUCAAGCAGCAGGUCGAUGUGACUUUGAAAUAUUCUGAGUUCCUCACCAAGCACGGCCGCAAGGAUGAAGCUGAGACCAUUGUCAGCGGCAUGUGGGUGUCUCUGCAACAACAAUCUUCUCGCUUUGAGAGCCUCAGCUCCACCAUUGAGAAGUUUACUUCCCAUAUCAAGACACAGAAAUGGUACUCUCUGGCCGAGUUCGCUCUCUCCUCUCUUUGGAGUCAAUACAAAUCCGAAAAGCGUACUAGCAGCUCUUCAACUGUUUCUGUCGCCUCGGCUUUGAGCGAAAUUGUCCAGGAGUCUAUUACUACGACUCGCUCCAGUACAUCUUCAAGUUCGUCCUCUUCCACUACCGUCCAGACCCAUCAGCAGUUCGAGCUCUUGCGUGAGGUUUUUGAGACUGCCUCUCAGUCAACUUCGGUCUCCAAGAAGUCUAUUACCGCUACCGUCCAAAUGGCAGAGACCAUUGCCGAAUCUUACGUUCAGCAAGGAAAGUAUGAGAAGGCCAUUGAGAUACAUCAGCGCUCGAUGCAAAAGUUAUGGACAGGUAUUGAAAGCAAGACUUCCGUUAUCAAGCUCACCGCUGAGACCACCCGCGUGGCUCGACAAGCCAUAAGCCUUGCCCAAGUCUACUUCAAGAACUUGCAAAUUGAGAAGGCCUCCAUGGUAUAUGAAAAUACGUUUAAGUCUGUUAUCUCAUCGGUCUCUGUCAAAGAUGAGCUAUUUGCUACUGUUACCAAAGAUGUCAUCUCCUUCUACGAGUCUACCUACCAGUUCUCCAAGGUCACAUCCAUGUACCAGGCAGUCUAUAACGUGCUGUCAACUCAAAUUGGUAACACAGAUCAGCGGACUAUCCAAGCCCUCUACAGCUGGGGUGACCGAGCUAUCAAGUAUCACCAAGAGGCAGAGGCGGAGAAAGCAUACUACGAGAUCUACGUUGCUUUCGGCAAGAAGGAUACUCUCAAUGUCCACUCCAUUCGCGCAGCUCGCGCUUUAUGCACUAUCUACGAAAGUAGCAAGCGCUGGAAGGAGGCCCAGCAAGUGUAUGAGAUUCUGUGGAAGACCGUCACUCUCCAAGGCCAAGAGUUGUCCAUCGAAAGUGAGGAGAUUGAGACGAUCUACUCUCGCUAUUCAUCCUUGUUGGAGACACACGUUAAGGCAGAUGUGACCGUAAUCCACAGUUUGGCAACUAGCUACCGCGAGACCUGCUUGAAGAUCUACGGCGAGUCCCAUGUCUCCACCUACAAGGCCACCAUGAGACUGGCCGAGAUUAGCCAUUCCAGCGAGAAGUACCACAAGGAGUCCCUUUCACUGUAUGAGUACGCUCUCAAGAUGAGCUCAAAGUUCUCUUCUACUGUCGACACUCGCGAGGUUUCCGAGUCGAGUACAACUACUACUACCUCGACUGUCAGUAUCAUCAAGCAGCGGCUUGCUCAGCUGUACUCAAGCAGCACUGAGACUGUUUCCAAGGCUGUCUCACUCUACCAAGAAGAUUAUCAUUCUUCUGUCAAGCAAGAGGGUUACGCAUCGCAGACCAGUCUCACUGCCCUUGAACAUCUUGUGACUUCAUACCACAAGCAAAAUACCAAGACUUCGACCACCGAGGCCGUGAAGACUCUGACAACUGCCACUACUUCUAUCUUUGAGCAGGAAAUUGACUCUCAGCGCAUGUACAAAUCUUCCCAGACCAUUGCACAGAUGUACAAGUCUGUCGGACACCAAGAAGCCGCAUGGACCCUGCUGCAAACCCUUCGGUCUCGUCUAAUCCGUGAAACAACCAGCAUUGAGAAGACGACUAUUUCUCGAAAGGUUGCAGUCUUCAUCGUCGCUUUUGAAGAAUCACUCUUCCAGAAGCGCACAUACACCGCGAUCAUGGCCGAACUCGUAUCCGAGAUCAACUUGUACGAAUCAUUCUACACUUCCCGCAAAGAGAAAGGAUUCAUGUCUAUCUUCAUCAGCGGUGUCCGCCUGCUGAACUUCCAGCGCACUCGCAAUGCCACAGAAGAGCUCCAAAAGACCGACAUCGAGCUGUUCCGCUUGUUCACUGAGCAUUUCUCUGUUAAGACGCAGUCGAGCAAAGUCAGCAUCCAAGCUUUCUAUCAGAUUGCUAUUGCGGAGAUCACUAAGCGCGAAUAUGGGACUCACAUAAUUUCCAAGACUGUCCGUGCUGUACACCAUGAGAUUGAGCAGGGCCACUUCCAGGAAGCUUAUGAGCUUUCUAGCAUCCUGCACAAGUUUAUCCAGCAGAUCGAUGGUUUCAGCACUCACAGUAACACCAAAGACGGUAUUUUGCUUGCCAAGUACCUCCUCGGUCACGGUGUCAAGAAAUCCCCGGACGCUAAGCUGGUCAAGGCUAUGCAUGAGCUUUCACGUGUUGUACUUCAGGAUAUUCUGAUCGUUUACCGCGACACCAGUGUCCGCUUCACUGAUUUGGAUGUGAGCGAGGUCAACGAGAUUGCCAUUCUCCUAGGCGAACACAGAAACUUCGAGGACCUAGAGUACGUUCUCAACGACCUCUGGUCUUCCCGUAUCGUCCAAAAGACCUGGUCAUCGGAUACAAUAAUCUCCAUCGGAAGACGCCUCGUCGAAGCCCGCUUCUCCUGCGGCCGCAAGGAACAAGCCAUCCGUCUCUGCGCAGACUUGUGCUACAACAUUGGCCGAGUAUGGGGCCAAUUCGACCGCAUCACCCUAGAGCUCACAGCCCUGCUUUCAGAACUAUAUACAGAGACAGGCAACUACUCCGGCGCAAUGGCAGUGCACGAGACAGCUCUGCGUCAAGUAUCACACACGCAGACAGACGUGACAUCAGCCGAGAUGGGCGCAUUCGCUGUCCAGCAUGCUGAGCUUUUGAAGCGUGCUUACCAACGGAACGGAGGCUGGGCCAAACAGUCUGGUGUUUACACUGAUCUUCUCGGCAAGGUCAAUGAGCAGUUGAAAGCUGAGAAGACUUGGUCGAAGUCUUCCCUGGAGAGUGUUGACAAGUGGCAGCCUAAGGGUGCUGAUAGUCUGGGGUUAUGGCAGCCUCCUACUACAUAUGGUUUCCUUACUUCUGGGAAGAUCAAUAAGCAUCAGAAUCAGCUACGGAAGAUUAGUACUGGCAAGGUGAUGACUUUGAGUCAGAUGGCUACUUGA